AUGGAUCACAAAACCUUUGUCUCUGACUCCCUGAUCCGUCUGACAGGCGCGUCGGAUCCCACCGUCGUCGACUUCGUCCUCGCCACCGCCAGUACCGCCAAAUCCGCGACCUCGUUACAGGACAAACUCCUCCCCUUCCUCGACGGAAAUGCCGACGAAGUAAGCUCGUUCUGUGCGGAGCUCUACCGACGCGCAGGCAAGAAGGAUGCGUCCGGAUCCGGUGGCGCGGCGGGCCGAGACCGCAGCGAUGGCGCGUCGAAGAAGAAAUACCGAUUAGUUGAUAUGGAGCCCGAUCUGACGGACGCGGCGAGCUCGUUGGGGCCGCAGAACGUCGAGGCGGAGCGCGAUAAACAAAGACGCCGAGAGAAGGACAAGGACCGGAGUCGCGGUCGAUCGGAGAAGGAGGAUAGUCGCCGGAAACGUGACCGCAGCCGUAGCCGCGAUGAGGGCAGUCGCGAGCGGCAGCGCUCGAAGAAGCUGCGGAGACGGGCUGUGGAUGAUUUUGAGGAACGGUGGGGUGACGAGGAGAUCCCGGAUGACGACUAUGAGGAUGGGGGUGAAGAGGGGCAGGACUUUGAUGAAUCGCCACCGAAGCGCACGCGGCUGGAGGAUGGGUCGGCCUCGCCUCGGUCCACGGCCUCCGACGAAUUAGAUCCAGAAACGAAGAAGGAGUUGGAGCGCAAGCGGGAUCUGGAGGAGCGGGACGAGUUGGCCAAGCGUCUGGCUAAGAAGGAUGAUGGCAAGAGCAAGAAGAUCGUCGAGGACCGGACGAGAACGAGUGAGGCUGCGCGACGGCGGGCUCUGGCGGACGAUGCGACGGCGCGGGCGGCUGUCAUGCCGGAUCUGCGGCUGCGGUCACGGCAGGAGUAUCUCAAGAAGCGAGAGGCGGAGCGGCUGGCGCUGCUGCGACAACAGGUCGCAGAGGAGACGGCCGAGCUACGCGAGAAUCCCAAUCUGACCCGUCGGGAGAAGGAAGAGUUUGCGCGCAACCGGGAGGUGCUGCGGCUCGCGGAGGAGCGCUUACGGAUCGACGACCACCGUGACGGGUAUAUGAUGCCGGAGGACUACAUCACGGAGAAAGGCAAGAUCGAUCGGAAGAAGAAAGAAGAGGCGCUGUAUAAGCGAUAUGUGGACCGUGACGAGCGCGGUCAGGAGCGGUUCAUCACCGAGCACGAGGAAUGGGAGAUGGAGCAGACGGCCAAGGCAAAGGCGCAGAUCAAACGGGCAGAAUUCGUGGACGAGGGCGACUACGAGUAUGUCUUUGACGACUCGCAGAAGAUCAAUUUCGUCAUGGACACCAAGCUCGAGGGGACUCGCAAACCAUUGACGCAGGAGCAGCGGCUGCUUCAGGAGAAGCUGGACGCGGCGGAGAAGAAAGCGGCGUCGAUCGAGGAGACACGGAAGAGCUUACCCAUCUACCAGUUCCGGGAUCAGAUCAUCCAGGCGGUGCAUGAUCACCAAGUUCUGAUCAUUGUAGGAGAGACCGGUUCCGGCAAGACCACGCAGAUCCCGCAGUACCUCCACGAGGCCGGGUUCACCAAAAACGGUAUGAAGGUGGGAUGUACGCAACCGCGACGGGUGGCCGCCAUGAGUGUUGCGGCUCGUGUGGCUGAAGAAAUGGGAGUGAAGCUGGGCAACGAAGUGGGCUAUGCUAUCCGUUUUGAGGACAACACCAGCGACAAGACGGUACUCAAGUACAUGACCGACGGUAUGCUGCUGCGUGAGCUGCUAACCGAGCCAGACCUGGGCCAAUACUCCGCCCUGAUGAUCGACGAGGCCCACGAACGAACUGUGCCUACAGAUAUUGCCUGCGGUCUGCUCAAAGAUAUAGCCAAGGCGCGGCCGGAUCUGAAGCUCCUGAUCUCUUCUGCCACCAUGGACGCACAAAAAUUCCAGAAAUACUUUGACGAUGCACCCAUCUUCAACAUUCCUGGUCGUCGGUAUCCCGUGGACAUUCAUUACACCUCGCAGCCCGAGGCGAAUUACUUGGCUGCCGCCAUCACGACCGUUUUCCAGAUCCAUGUCAGCCAGGGGCCAGGGGAUAUCCUGGUGUUCUUGACCGGUCAGGAAGAGAUUGAAGCGGCUGAACAGAGUUUACAAGAGACGGCCCGCAAACUGGGGAGCAAGAUCCCCGAGAUGAUCAUCUGUCCCAUCUACGCCAACCUACCGUCUGAGCUCCAGACCAAGAUCUUCGAGCCCACCCCACCUAAAGCACGGAAAGUCGUGCUGGCCACGAACAUUGCCGAAACCAGUUUGACGAUCGACGGCAUUGUCUACGUCAUCGACCCGGGAUUCGCCAAGGAGAAUGUUUUCAAUCCGCGCACAGGCAUGGAAAGCCUGGUGGUGACACCUUGCUCGCGAGCGUCGGCGAACCAGCGAGCUGGUCGAGCCGGUCGAGUUGGGCCGGGAAAGUGUUUCCGCCUGUACACGCGAUGGGCUUACUACAACGAGUUGGAAGAGAGCACUACGCCGGAGAUCCAACGGACGAACUUGAGCAGUGUCAUUCUGAUGCUCAAAUCCUUGGGAAUCGAUCAGCUGCUCGACUUUGACUUUAUGGACCCCCCGCCGGCCGAGACGAUCAUCCGCGCACUGGAGCAGCUGUAUGCCCUGGGGGCGCUGAACGAUCGCGGGGAGCUGACCAAAAUCGGACGGCAGAUGGCCGAGUUCCCUACGGACCCGAUGCUAGCCAAGGCGAUCCUCGCAGCGGACAAGUACGGCUGCGUGGAGGAGGUCCUGUCGAUUGUGUCGAUGCUAGGCGAGGCCAGCGCUCUUUUCUUCCGUCCCAAGGACAAGAAGAUCCACGCGGACAGCGCGCGCAACAGGUUCACCGUCAAAGACGGCGGCGACCACCUGACGUUGCUCAACAUCUGGAACCAAUGGGUGGAUUCGGACUUCAGCUAUAUCUGGGCGCGCGAGAACUUCCUCCAGCAGCGGAGCUUGACACGCGCGCGCGACGUGCGCGAUCAGCUGGCGAAGCUUUGCGACCGCGUCGAGGUCACCAUCAGCACAUGCGGAUCGAACAACUACGUUCCCAUCCAGAAGGCGAUUACAGCCGGCUUCUUCCCGAACGCGGCACGACUGCAGCGCGGCGGCGACAGCUACCGGACGGUCAAGAACGGCCAGACGGUCUAUCUCCACCCAUCGAGUACCCUGUUCGAGGUCAACCCCCGCUGGGUGAUCUACUACGAACUCGUCCUGACGAGCAAGGAGUACAUGCGCAGCAACAUGCCUCUGCAGCCAGAGUGGCUGGUCGAGGUUGCGCCGCAUUACUACAAGAAGAAGGACCUGGAGACGCUGGGACUGGACCGCAAAGUCCCCAAGGGACAGGGUGCAGCCGGCGAGAAGAGCAAGGAUUAA
Messenger RNA from Aspergillus fischeri NRRL 181, 3357 nucleotides. Its product is annotated as putative mRNA splicing factor RNA helicase (Cdc28). Gene Ontology annotation, cellular component: catalytic step 2 spliceosome; intracellular anatomical structure. The transcript has a single exon. Gene Ontology annotation, molecular function: RNA binding; ATP binding. Bases 1 to 3357 code for a protein of 1118 amino acids. The record is from RefSeq and is a predicted model, not a curated record. NCBI's taxonomy places the organism in Eukaryota, Fungi, Ascomycota, Eurotiomycetes, Eurotiales, Aspergillaceae.